UGAAACCAUAAUGGCGGCAAAUAAGGACUGAUGUUACAAAAGAUGCAGGAUGUCAGGCACAUUGAGGACCCGUCUACAGACAAGUCACGUCUUUCUGAUGUCUGGCUUGUCUGGCGAGGAGAGGAAGAAAUAUGGAAAAAUUAUACAACAAUUGGGAGGAAUUUAUUUUGACAUUGAGUCUUUCAAGGCGAGCUGUACCCACUUGAUCUGUGGCAAACUCUCUCGCAGUGAGAAGUACCUGGGUGCUUGUGCUACAGGAAGAUGGAUACUGAAGCCUGAGUACCUCACAGCCAGCGACCGUGUGAAGGAGUGGCUGCCUGAGGAAGACUUUGAGUGGCAGCCCAAACAUGGGCAAAAGAGCCAAUCAGAUCCCUUGGUGCUUGCACCAAUCAGAUGGCGGCUACAAUUUUCCCUCACAGGUGAACCGGCCUUCAAGGGAUGGAAAGUAUCUGUUGUUGUUUCAGACAAUAAAAGAGGACAUGUAUAUAAAAGAUUGCUGAAGAGUGGAGGAGCUGAUGUCUACAGUGUCAAGCUGCCCGUGGACAAUCCAACAAAGAUCGCAAACACCAUAGCAUACGUGUUCACGGAUGGCAAGAUGGCGGUCCAACUUUAUGAUCAGUCUCUCAUGGAAUAUGGAGUUCUGCUGGUCAAGCCAGAAUUCAUUGGAGAUUAUCUCUUACAAGAUCCCAGGCCAGACCCGAUGGACUACCUUGCAACUGUGACACCAUGCUCUAAAUCCCCUGGCGACCACGCCUUUAUCAUGUCCUCUCAGAAGUCUCUGUCACAGUCCUCCCAAGCAUCCCAAACCCUCAAGUCAAAGCGGUCUCUAAUCAGUGAGUUGGAGUCUUUGGAUGGAACGUUUCUGUCUCUGAACUCCUCUCUUGUUGAUGCAAGAACACCGUCAUCUAGUCAAGGGUCAAGGACAUCUUCAUUACGGACUUCAAAAAGGUUUUCUGACUGUUUCCCCAAUGAUAAAGAUCCAGACAGUUCUGUACAUCCAGUACAUGGAUCUCAGCGAGUGUCCAACAGGAAGUGUGGGACUGAGUUAGAAGUAAGUGUAAAACGUAAGCAGACCAAAAGGCUGUCUAGAUCUGCCUCAAGCACCAUCAAGCAAGGACAAAAUUUGGGCGCUCUGCCUUCAUCACAAGAAUCAAGGUCUCAAAAUACAGCUGUGAUACCAGAUGCGGAUACUGUUGAUUUUGUGAUGGAAGAUGGACAUAUCUCUUUCGAAAGAGCAUCAGUUGGUUUGGAUUCUACAGGGUCUUCACAGUGUCGCCAAAGGAUGUCAAGGAGACAGGCCGGAGUAGAGCCAACGUGUCAUGUUGUCAGACAGGUGAAGGAGCUCUCCCAAGGGUCAAAGAAUGCUAAAAGAGAAAUAUCUGAUCCAGAUCCCCAAUCAUCUCUGAAAACAAAAUCACAGUCACAGCAAACACUUAAUACUUUUGUGAAAAAGCAUCACAACAGUCUGUCUGUGAAGAAAGGUUUGGAGAUGAAAGUGUCUGUUGCUUUGGUGGAUAUUGACAUGAGCUCAUCCCAGGAAGGAAGGCAAUCUCCCAGCCUGGCACCAUUCAAAGGUAUCCAAAGCUUGGAACCAACAUCAACAGCACUUGUAAAGAAACAUGCCAACAACCAAACCCUUGACCCUUGUUCUGUGUCAGGGGAGACAGUAGAUGGAGAUGUAGGCAGAUCCUCGCAGGAGCUAAGAAUGUCUCUGAAAAGGGCAACAAGGCUUACUACAUCUAAUUCUGAUAAAGGCAUUAAAACGAAUAACAGUCAAAAUAAGUGCAGUUCACAGAAACAAGAAAAGGAGUCCUUGCCUUCUAUGACAUCUAGUGAACCUGUGCCUGUUUCGGACAGUCCUCCAUGCCCAAGUGUAAGAAGUGGGUUGCUGAGAGUAAUCAGGAGCAGAGUUGUACCUGGCCGUGGAAGUCUCCCGGCUAGGUGUUUGUCUGAUUCUCUAGCUGCCAGAACACGUCCUGCUUCAACAGCCUCAUCCCCUGGCUCUGUGGCAUCAUGCCUUUCAGUCAGAAGUACACCAGAUUUGGAAAAAAGGAUCAAAAUGGACAAUGAGGUUAAAAACAGUUCACAAAAGAAGUUAUCACAUUGUUCAAUGUCAUCAUUCGUAUCUAGCCCAUUGUCUCAGGGCAGCUCAAGAAAAGUGUCACAGAGUUCCCUGGGAGACUUCGGUUUCAGUUCAACUAGUAAACAGCGUCCCAGAAAUACAGUGUCCCGCAAUCUGACUAGGAGUGUGUCUGCUUCACAAGGAACGUGUUCACAGCCGGAGGUUGUCAGUAAGAAAGAGAUGUCAACAUAUUUGUCACGACGAAAAGAAGUUUGUGAGGUUGCCCCUGACAACAAAGAACAAGAUAGGUCAACCAUUGAUGUCAAACCAGACAAAGUGAUAGAAGUUAAGAAGAAGACGUCGGUGACACCAACCAACCCACUGGUGCAGUCAUGUGCUGUCAAGAGGAAGAUCUUCGAGGAUGAUGUUGAUGAUGCUGAUGAUGGUGUGCAACCUUUGACGAAAAAGAUGAAGCUAAAACAUCCGGUUCAGCCAUGGUGUCCUCUCUGGUCUGGAGUGAAAGUGGACCAUCAGACAUCUAAUAGUGACUACACCCUACCAGGUCAGAUGCCAAGCUCUGUCAGCAACAUCAUUAACAUCUGCAUUGAGGAGAACUUUCAGCUGGAAGCCCUGACAAUGACCCAGGCAUCGAUACAAACGUAUCCUUCAUCUCACCUGCUGCACACACUGAUGACACAGGUCCUCCUGAAAGCCAAGUCCAGGCACAUAUCUCAGAUGGCGUACAGGAUCCUGAUGAAUAUCCUGACUGCCCAUCCCCCUAACAGCAAACUGAUGAGGGGCAUCUACCUCAACUCCUUCUACCUGCUGGAAGAUGGCCACGGGGAGGGGGUGUGGGAGUUCAUCAGCUUUGUUGUAGGGGGGGCUCUGUCGAUGGAGCAAGAUGCCCACAGGGGCAACCACUGUCUUCUGCUACAGUUCCUCGUCACGGUUUUCCGGCACAGCUUCCGCAGCUUUGUGUCAGAGCUGCAGUCAUCAGAUGAGAAGCAGAGACGGAAACUGUUGAGGAGUUGCAUGCUGGUCCAGUGUCUGUGGUACCCUUCCUAUCUGCUGUUCCCCAACUCUCGCACACAGCAGCUGUUGGACUUUGUGGGGCAGUGCUUGCUGCUGCCUAGUGACUGCACACACAAGGGGCAACUGUUGGAGAGUGUCCUUAGCCUUGUUUCCAUGGCAACACAAUGUUGUCAGAUAGCUGACCAUGGUGAGGUGACAAGUGGCUACCCAGACAUCGGAGAGAGGACAUCAUUGUUUGUGAAUGCAUUGGCUCGGAACAUUUCAGGCUGCAGUAUCAAGGAGGAGACAACUCUACUGACCACGCUUCGUAACCUACAGCCUGAUUGGUUGUGUCUGCGGAUUGUUCAGCUCCUGCUGGCCAAAAUGGAUGACUACUUGCUGGUCAAAGGACUAGAUCUAGGACAUCUCAACCUCACCAAAAUUGUGUCUCAGUAUAUCUUCCUCUUGCCAAGGUUGUCAAGUACAAAGAUAGCCAUGAAGGAAAUUCACAAGCGGCAGCUAAGAAGGCAUGGCAGACCGGAGGAGUGUGACGAAGAUCAACAGAGAGAUGGCAGUGGGGAACGACUCACCCAGCACAUGGCAGCCAAGAUCAACAAAACCAACAACAAGGGUGAGACAGCACUCCAUAUGGCUUGUAUAAAGAACAAUAUUGUGAAGUUGAAACAGCUGUUGACGGUGCCAGGUGUGGAUGUGAAUGCACAAGACCAUGCAGGUUGGACCCCGCUGCACGAGGCGUGCAACAAAGGCCAUGUGGAGUGCGUCGACACGCUGCUCAAACACGUCCCAGCCAGAACCAUUGACUCAUAUCUCAGCAAAAACCAGACCUGUAAGAAGGUGGACCUACUAGCCUGCACCCCGGACGGCAUCACGCCUCUCCAUGACGCUGUCGCCAGCAACAGACUGGACGUGUGUCGCCUCCUGCUCACACAUGGAGGGCCCAGCUUACUGACGGCUAAGACUUCAAGGGGUCAGUGUCCGUCCGACCUGGCCAGGACUCCCAGUAUGCGGACACUGCUGACCACGCUGCCAACUCCAAUGAAACACAGGGGCAUGGACUUCCACUCCUCUCAGGAGUCUCAGGACUCUCCCAGAUCUCACAAGAUAGACUUCAUGCCAGCCCCCUUCCUGUAUCAACAAGUAUUGGGUGAGGAAGGCAAUGAGGCGAUGGCUGACAUCACAGAUUGCCGUCUAUAUGUCACUCUGGUUACUCACCUUGUCCUGUCCUACAUUCACGCCAGCAGACUCCUGUCUAGACACCAAACACACAUACAACAGACACACACACACCAGACACACACGCAGCAGACACACACACACACGCAGCAGAAACACACACACGAGACACACACGCAGCAGACACACAUGCAGCAGACACACACGCAGCAGACACACACACACCAGACACACAUGCAGCAGACACACAUGCAGCAGACACACACACACCAGACACACACGCAGCAGACCAGACCAGUGUCUUUUCACACUGUCAAGGUUGUACCUGAGGUGGCAGUGAAAGAGAACCAACGGCCUGGACGAGUGUCAACCAGGGUGAGAAAACAACCGGCAAUAUUCGACUCUUAUGAUAUGGGCAAGCGGAAAGUUCUUCAAGAAGAUUUGACCAACGCUGAAACAGCCUUCCAUGGAGACAAGAGUAAACUAAUUUCACUUGGAAGCCAUGAGGCCAUGUUGGAAACAGUUGAUGAAGAGGAUGAUCUGUACAUUUUCCAAAGAAUCAAGUCUCAUCUCAGGAAUUUCACUCGUCACAUUAGCAAAAUUACUUCUGCUGAUGACUUUAAACUCCUUGAAACCAAACUUUCUGUGAUGAUGUUCUACAUUGCUGCAGCAUCAAGCAAGAAAUGAGGGUUGUUCAGAUGGUUUUAAUUCAUAUCUCAUCAACUUCAUCUUCCAGACUUCAAGAAUUUGUUAUUCCAAAUCAUUUUAUCCUUCUAGUCAUGUUUUUGUUGAGUUUAAUCCAAAUAUCUUUUAGUAUAUUUGUAGUUAUCGAUUUUAGAUCAUCCUGUUUUCUAUGGUCUUAUCAAUGUCUGUGAAUGAUCUUUUGUUGAACGCCCUAUAAUCAUAUAAGAGUACUGGUAUGAAAAUCUUGUAUAAAUACUUUAUUGAUUGUCAAAAGGUAAAACUGUAAAAUAGGUUGUUUUAUUCACAGUUAUUCAUACAAAGGUCACUAUACAGUUAACUGUUGUAGGACUUGUGCAACCAACUAUGUAAUUACAGUAAGGCCAGGCUUUUAGUUUUGGUUCAGAGGUGCUUUUGCCCAAAAAUUCAUGUCGGUUGGUCCAAAACCUUAAAAUUCCAAAUAAUUUUUGUUUCCUCAACAUGUUUAGAAGGGUAAAAAUAGGGGUUGUCCAUCUAUCUGAUAAUGGGUACUAAUGGGUACUCGGUAGUUCGAACAUAUCCAUUUAUCUCUGAUAACUCAGCUGUCUAAUGGGUACUUGGUAGUUCAAACAUAUCCAUCUAUCUGAUAACUCAGCUGUCUAAUGGGUACUCGGUAGUUGGAACAUAUCCAUCUAUCUGAUAACUCAGCUGUCUAAUGGGUACUCGGUAGUUGGAACAUAUCCAUCUAUCUGAUAACUAAGCUGUCUAAUGGGUACUCGGUAGUUCAAACAUAUCCAUUUAUCUCUGAUAACUCAGCUGUCUAAUGGGUACUCGGUAGUUCAAACAUAUCCAUUUAUCUCUGAUAACUCAGCUGUCUAAUGGGUACUUGGUAGUUCAAACAUAUCCAUCUAUCUGAUAACUCAGCUGUCUAAUGGGUACUCGGUAGUUGGAACAUAUCCAUCUAUCUGAUAACUCAGCUGUCUAAUGGGUACGCCGUAGUUCAAACAUAUCCAUUUAUCUCUGAUAACUCAGCUGUCUAAUGGGUACUUGGUAGUUCAAACAUAUCCAUCUAUCUGAUAACUCAGCUGUCUAAUGGGUAUUCGGUAGUUGGAACAUAGCCAUCUAUCUGAUAACUCAGCUGUCUAAUGGGUACGCCGUAGUUCAAACAUAUCCAUUUAUCUCUGAUAACUCAGCUGUCUAAUGGGUACUUGGUAGUUCAAACAUAUCCAUCUAUCUGAUAACUCAGCUGUCUAAUGGGUACUCGGUAGUUGGAACAUAUCCAUCUAUCUGAUAACUAAGCUGUCUAAUGGGUACUCGGUAGUUCAAACAUAUCCAUUUAUCUCUGAUAACUCAGCUGUCUAAUGGGUACUCGGUAGUUCAAACAUAUCCAUUUAUCUCUGAUAACUCAGCUGUCUAAUGGGUACUUGGUAGUUCAAACAUAUCCAUCUAUCUGAUAACUCAGCUGUCUAAUGGGUACUCGGUAGUUGGAACAUAUCCAUCUAUCUGAUAACUCAGCUGUCUAAUGGGUACGCCGUAGUUCAAACAUAUCCAUUUAUCUCUGAUAACUCAGCUGUCUAAUGGGUACUUGGUAGUUCAAACAUAUCCAUCUAUCUGAUAACUCAGCUGUCUAAUGGGUAUUCGGUAGUUGGAACAUAGCCAUCUAUCUGAUAACUCAGCUGUCUAAUGGGUACGCCGUAGUUCAAACAUAUCCAUUUAUCUCUGAUAACUCAACUGUCUAAUGGGUACUUGGUAGUUCAAACAUAUCCAUCUAUCUGAUAACUCAGCUGUCUAAUGGGUAUUCGGUAGUUGGAACAUAGCCAUCUAUCUGAUAACUCAGCUGUCUAAUGGGUACUCGGUAGUUGGAACAUAUCCAUCUAUCUGAUAAUUCAGCUGUCUAAUGGGUACUCGGUAGUUGGAACAUAUCCAUCUAUCUGAUAACUCAGCUGUCUAAUGGGUACUCGGUAGUUCAAACAUAUCCAUUUAUCUCUGAUAACUCAGCUGUCUAAUGGGUACUCGGUAGUUGGAACAUAUCCAUCUAUCACUGAUAACUCUGUUUGAUGGAAUACAUCCCCUUAUCUAUUAACUUUUCUGUUUGAUGGGUACCUGGUGGUUGGAAUACACCCCCCUAUCUCUGUUAAGUCAGCUGUUUGAUGGGUACCUGGUGGUUGGAAUACAUCCCCCUAUCUGUGUUAAGUCAGCUGGUUGAUGGGUACCUGGUGGUUGGAAUACAUCCCCCUAUCUCUGUUGAGUCAGCUGUUUGAUGGGUACCUGGUGGUUGGAAUACAUCCCCCUAUCUCUGUUGAGUCAGCUGUUUGAUGGGUACCUGGUGGUUGGAAUAUAUCCCCCUAUCUCUGUUAUUUCAGCUGUUUGAUGGGUACCUGGUGGUUGGAAUAUAUCCCCCUAUCUCUGUUAUUUCAGCUGUUUGAUGGGUACCUGUCGGUUGGAAUACAUCCCCCUAUCUCUGUUGAGUCAGCUGUUUGAUGGGUACCUGGUGGUUGUAAUACAUCCCCCUAUCUCUGUUGAGUCAGCUGUUUGAUGGGUACCUGGUGGUUGGAAUACAUCCCCCUAUCUCUGCUAAGUCAGCUGUUUGAUGGGUACCUGGUGGUUGUAAUACAUCCCCCUAUCUCUGUUGAGUCAGCUGUUUGAUGGGCACCUGGUGGUUGGAAUACAUCCCCCUAUCUCUGUUAAGUCAGCUGUUUGAUGGGUACCUGGUGGUUGGAAUACAUCCCCCUAUCUCUUUCCAUCUGCCUCUAUGAUGGGUACCUGGUAGUUACAAUAAAUCCCACUAUCUCCCCUCUGAUUAGUAGUAUGUCCUGUAAAUCCACGUCAACCAUACUGUUUGUAUGAGAAGCAGGAGUAGUGUAGGAUCUGAAUAUAGGUUCUAACAUUGAAACAUUGUGGAUUUGAAAGACCUGCAUUAGAAGUUGACACAGGUACCCAUGGAAUAUUUUGACAUCAUUUUCAAACAUAAGGUAAUUCUUUGAACAGAGAAAUGUGUUAGUGUGUGCUGUGGUGUAUGGUUCAUAGUUGUUCCUGCCUUUUGUGAGGUUUAUGUAAACUGGACAUCAUCAUAAUGGCGCAAAAAACAAAGUAUAAAUAACUAAAUAUAUGUAUUGAAGGAUUUUGCUCUUUUCAAGUGUUAAAUAUUUGUUAUGUAGUUGAACCUAUCAGUAAAAAAUGAAAAUCACUCACCAUGCUUGCAUUUUUGUCUGUGCUACUCUUUACAUGGUUUAAAUAUUUGUAUUGUUGAGCAUGAAUGGUUACUGAAGAGUUUAAUCAAAAUUGGAACUUUCAUUUUAAAUCAGUGGAAUUUAAUAACUCUAAUGUUGACUUGGGUGGGUCGAUUUCAAAGUGCCUGUAGAUUUGACCAUCUUGCUGCAGUGAAAGUAGUUAUCCUUGGAGGGCCAAGAUGCAAAAGUGUUUUGUUCUGCAUCCAUCUUGUAGUUUGCUAUGACAUAAGAAAAAGGAGGUAAUCAAUUAUUUCAAGAACUCUUCAUGUUGCUGCAGGCAUUAGGAGACCUUACCACUUAAUACAACGUCAAAGCACAGGGAUAUACCUUGGCUUCAAUGCAUCAUUUUGCCAUUGACAUAUCUGUGAAUUAUUUCAUGCAAUCUCACAUUGUUGCUGCCAGUGAAUGCAGAAAAUAUGUCUGCAGAAAA
This is a messenger RNA of Haliotis rufescens (red abalone), 8587 nucleotides long. RefSeq lists its product as uncharacterized. The coding region runs from base 50 to 4954 and encodes 1634 amino acids. Gene Ontology annotation, molecular function: protein binding. Lineage: Eukaryota; Metazoa; Mollusca; Gastropoda; Lepetellida; Haliotidae. The record is from RefSeq and is a predicted model, not a curated record. Gene Ontology annotation, biological process: positive regulation of double-strand break repair. The transcript is spliced from 23 exons.